This is a messenger RNA of Talaromyces proteolyticus, 1832 nucleotides long. RefSeq lists its product as uncharacterized. The transcript is spliced from 2 exons. Gene Ontology annotation, biological process: response to xenobiotic stimulus; DNA-templated transcription; regulation of DNA-templated transcription. Bases 1 to 1668 code for a protein of 555 amino acids. Gene Ontology annotation, molecular function: DNA binding; DNA-binding transcription factor activity, RNA polymerase II-specific; zinc ion binding. Lineage: Eukaryota; Fungi; Ascomycota; Eurotiomycetes; Eurotiales; Trichocomaceae. The record is from RefSeq and is a predicted model, not a curated record.
AUGGCUGAGCCGAGAUCUAGUUCAAAGCGCUUGCGUACGCGAAGAGCCUGCAUUCCUUGCUCCAGCCGAAAGAGAAAAUGCAACGGGGCUUAUCCGUGUGACACUUGCAAUGGAUAUGGCUAUCUCUGUAGUUAUCGCCAAAGCCGCCAGGAGCAAUAUGCCCGACAGGCUAAUAGGGCCAAGAGCUCUCUCGAGGCUAAGGCGUCGAUGACAGACCUUAUACAAGGUUGCAGACAGAGUAACAGCAAUACUGGCAACAAUAAUGUCACAUUCGUUGAGCCACCAGCCCGAUACAUCGGGAGACACUCUCUCGAAGCCUUCCCUCGAUAUCUUGGACUGCAGCUACAGUCUGAUAUUUUACCGCAGAUGCAGCCCUAUGUGUGGAAUCUCCAUGCCAGAGAACAAUCGCCAUGCCGCGUGGGGGAUACAAUAUGCUCAAUGGUGACUUUGGCAAGGGCAAAAAAUUAUCUUCAGUCUUUCUUCGCUGCGAAAUUUCCGAUCUGCGGAUGCAUGGACUUUGAAUCCUUGAUAGAUCGCACGGAGAAUCAUUUUAUGGGUAAUUCCCAAGGACUUUCGUUUGAAGCCCUGGUCGGUGGUAUCAUUGGAAUGUCAUCUAUCCUCACAAUUUCAAGUAAUUCCCAGUCCGAGAGCCAAAUUGUCCGACACGCCGAAGCCAUUUUGUCAGAUCAGGCUACCCUUAGUGAACCGAAUGUUGACCUUCUGGCUGCUUUGUUUCUUCGCGCUUUAUAUCUUCGGGCCACAGCAACACCACAUAUCACUUGGUUUGCCAGCUGCACUACCAUGCACAUGGCGGAGUCACUCGGCCUGCAUAAAGAAAUCGGAUUCGACCAGCAUAGUGGAAUGUGGAAUGCCGAAUCCUGCAGCUAUUUAUUUUGGGUGGUCUGUGCUGGAAACAGACUGAUAUCUCAUGAAAUGGGACGCACUCCCGUCAUUCUGCUUGGAGUGACUAGACAAUUCCCAUUUGCACCCACAGACAAGAGCAAUGCCGCAAUGCUAGCGCAUCUAGGCUGUAAACUGCCGCUAACGGAUGGAACAGUCGGCUCUGAGAGUGACUUGAAUCACCUGACAGAUCUAUUGGAUGCUGCGAGAACCGACACCACAGGGGAACAUCCAUAUCUAACUUUGCUCAAGGCAGAUGUAUGUUUCUGCCUAUAUCGGCGUAUUCGGGUCAACAGCGAACUCAAUCUUAUCUCACGGAGCCAGACUCAACAGAUCGUCUCCAUUGGAAAAGCCGCCGUACAAGCAGCUACCGUUCUCGCUCAAAAGGGUCAAGCAUGGUGGAAUAUGCUAAAUACACUAUUCCAGUGGUGCUGUGUUUUGAUUUCGCUCGACUCGAUUGACGCACUCAGUGAUUUGCACUUUACUCUCCAGACUAUUAAUUUGAUCAAGGAUCGUUAUCCCAGCAAAACGAUUAGGGAGGCAUUGUUAGUGCUCCAGCUUUUGAUACGUGCCAUGAAGCAGAAAAAAGAAAAAGAGGUGACAUAUCUUACAAUUCUUGAAUAUUUGGAACCCGCUGUACCUUCAGUGCCAGUCACAAUGGCUGACCUGACUACUUCGCAAUCCAGCACUGACUUUACGUUUGAUUUGAGAGCGUGGGGUCCUGAAGAUCUGGACUGGGUACUUUCCGAAGCACCACUAGUUCACUAAUAAGCUCGUAUCAUUUGAAUGCAAAAUGACUCUUUGGACUGUUCCCCUCAGAGGUAAUCGCUUCAUGAGUUGGAAAUAAUUACUGUAUGUGUUUCUGUGUAUUCUUACAAUUGCAUCAUAUUAUGUAAGAAAACAAUGCAUAUUAUAUUAUUUGAAAAUCGAUC